ACAGUCCAACUUUGCCUUCCUUGCGCUCGUGCUCGUGAAGUUCGUUUUGAUAGCGAGAGAGAGAGAGAGAGAGCAGGAGCGAUUGAUCCUCAGCACAAUCGGUCGGGGCGGUUUGGGUUGUGUUGGAUUUGGUUUGCUGCCGUGGGACCCAGAAAUCAAGAAGAAGAAAGUUGAGUUGAGGAGAGGAGUGAGGAGAGGAGUGCGGGGGCCGCAGAGUGUGGAAUUGGAGCUCGCAUUCGCAGGACGAGGAGGUGAGGAGUGGAAGCAGGCGUGGCGUAUAUCAACGAGCGAGCGAGGUGUCGAUUUCGGGGUGCAUUCCUCCCUUGGGAUUGAUUGAGGCGUGGGCGAAAGCGGAAGCAGUGGAGCUCGCUAGCUCGUGAGUUGCAGUUGCGUGGUCGUGGGGGCAACUCGUGCUGAGCCUUGCUGCUGAAGCUCUCUAUUGUCCUUUUGUUUCUUUUCGAGUGUGGUUCGAGGUACGGAGUUCGGACUCCGAAGAGGCCAGCGAGGGCAGACGGAGGCAGGUUCCAGCUCUGAGCAAGCGAGUACCCGGACCUGCUCAAUUGCGGUUGUUGUCGCCGGCAACGAGCUUUCUGAACGUGGUUGGUGUGGUGCGGCAUCCAACAAUGGGAAGCUCUUUCUGGAAGAGUGCAGUGCUUUGUUGACGAGCGGUAGAACAGAGGAUAUCAGAGUAGAACAUUGCUUGCUUGGUGUCGAAUUGCAAGCACCGACGAGGAGGUUGUCCUGUCCCGUCCUGUCCUGUCACUGGAGUCCUGCGGACACACUUCGAUUUCUUCACGUACAAAUUGCUCUCCUGCCAAAUCCGUAGGCCUUGUUACACUUCAACGAGCUGCAACUACCCACGGCGUUCAGUUCCUCGAAUCGAGCAAUGGGGGGUGCUGCCCAGUUUCUCAUAUUCAUAAUGAUAAUUAUAAUUAUCAAGGAGAGUUUCGCGAAAGCUGCAAAUCUAGAGGUGACUCCGAAGACUCUUCACAAAUCUGGCGACAAAAUCAAACUAUCUCUAACAGGCAUUGCUCAGCCUUCAGAAUUUGACUGGCUGGGCUGGUACAACCCUCCAGACUCUGAUCACAAUUUCUUCCUCGGUUACAAACCACUCUUAACUUGUGAGAGAUUCCAGGAAACCGGCACUUGCGAGCUGGAUAUUCCUCUGGUUAACAUGCGGGCACCUUAUCAGUUUCGUGCAUUUCGAGGCAAAGCAGUGAAUGUGACAGAUGAUACACCUGUAGAUGAGGACGGUGAUCCUCUUCCCAUCCCUGAGGAACUUCUGGCCGUCAGCGCGAAUGUGCACUUUCAAAACUACAAUGAACCAACGCAGAUCCAUCUCGCUCUGACCUCUGACUCCAAGGAAAUGAGAGUGAUGUUUGUCACCCGUGAUUUUACGACAAGCUUUGCCAAAUACGGGCGGACAAGGUACUCGAUGCAGGCCAUCUCAGAGACCCAAAUGGAGACCUACAGUCAGACAGAUAUGUGUCAUGCUCCUGCAAAUUCGUCGGAUGGUUGGAGGAAUCCUGGAGUUAUACAUGACGCAGUAAUGAAGAACCUAGUCCCAGGCAAACGAUACUACUAUCAGGUGGGUAGUGACGCUGAAGGAUGGAGCGACACUUACAGCUUUCGAAUGGCCAAGGAGGACGCUGAUGAAACUUAUGCACUUCUUUUUGGAGAUAUGGGAACCACGGCUCCUUACAAGACCUACAAGCUUUUGCAACCGGAAAGUGAGACAACCAUUCGGCUGAUGGAGUCGGACAUAAGAGAGCUGCAGCACAAAGCGGUCUACAUUUCACAUAUUGGUGACAUCAGCUACGCCAGGGGGUAUGCAUGGCUGUGGGAUGAGUUCUUCCAUCGCAUCCAGCCUGUGGCAUCACAGGCAGCUUAUCACGUUUGCAUUGGGAAUCAUGAGUAUGACUGGCCCCAGCAACCCUGGAGACCCGAUUGGGCUACUAAGCUUUACGGUACUGAUGGUGGUGGUGAGUGUGGAGUUCCUUACAGUGUAAGGUUUAACAUGCCUGGGAACAGCACCGUGCCAAACUCAUCCACACGAAUCUCAACUCGCAAUAUGUUCUACGCUCAUGCAGUAGGAGUGGUGCACUUCCUCUACAUCUGCACCGAAACAAACUUCUUACCAGGCAGUGAGCAAUUGGCCUUCAUCGAAUCAAAUUUGAAGAGUGUGGACCGUACGAAGACGCCAUUUGUCGUGGUGUUGGGUCAUCGACCCAUGUACACCACGAGCAGGGAUCUCAAAAUGGGACAACUGCGUGCCUUGAUGAUCGAGCAUAUCGAACCGCUGCUUGUGAGGUACAAUGUAAAUCUUGUCCUUUGGGGACACGUACACAAGUAUGAACGAACCUGUGCCAUUCAGAACUACACAUGUGCAGAUCCAGAGGACUCAACGAAGUUACCAGUGCAUGUGAUUAUCGGCAUGGGAGGACAAGAUUAUCAAGUACCCUGGGAACCACGUCCAGAACAUCCUGACAAGUUAGUGUUUCCACAAAAGGAGUGGUCCCUGUUUCGAAGCUCCGAGUUUGGUUACGUGAGGCUGCACGCAACGAGAUCGGUCCUGACCUUAAACUAUGUCGGAAAUCACGACGGACAGAUCCAUGAUGUGCUGAAGAUUAGCUUGGUAGAAGAGGAAGAAGACGAUGAUGGUCAGUUUCAAGGUUGGUUCUGGGCUUUGCUGGGUCUUGCAGCUGUGGUAGGCAGUGUUGUUGCUCUGGGAAGUGUCGUAUACGUGCAAACGUCGGGCAGUUUGCAAAGGUACCGGCAUCUGAGUGAGGGGACGGCUCUCAAAAGUCCCUACGUUCAAAGUAUGAUCUAGUGCUCGGAUUUUGUAAAAUAGCGUGGUCCAUGCACAUUCCCUGCAGUUGUGGCCUUGUGAAAGAAGAUGAGCUUCAGGUGCAGCAAGACAGCUGGGCUGAAAUGCGAAGAUGAGAUUCAUCAAGAAGGAUGUGGAAGGGAGGUUCUUAGUUGUAUCAUAGAAGGUUGUACAACAUAGUAGAGGAAAGAAAGGAGAUGUGGAACGUCUUGGAAAUUUCUGCCAGUGUAAAUGUGUACUAAAAGGUAGAAAUUUGGUGUCUAGAGGCACCCUGGAUGGAUGGCGAGGUCUCUCUCAGGUUUUACAGUCUUAUGUCUCCGGGGAGUAGAAGAGGGACCAUUGUUAAGUAGUCGACGUUUUCUCAGUCUCCAACGUCAUCGUCAUGGGCGUUUCAAUUCUGUACAAUCAUAGUGAAAAGGCUGACACAGCAUUUGUGAAAAGUUUUGCGCAAAUUGAGAAUAUUUUUUCUAAAAGAUCGACCUGGGAACAUGUUUUCGUUCAUAUGCAAGUUUCUA
This is a messenger RNA of Marchantia polymorpha subsp. ruderalis, 3342 nucleotides long. The record is from the annotation of a GenBank genome assembly. NCBI's taxonomy places the organism in Eukaryota, Viridiplantae, Streptophyta, Marchantiopsida, Marchantiales, Marchantiaceae.